Molecule: messenger RNA, 7799 nt
Organism: Tetranychus urticae (two-spotted spider mite)
Lineage: Eukaryota; Metazoa; Arthropoda; Arachnida; Trombidiformes; Tetranychidae
Biological process (GO): actin cytoskeleton organization; intracellular signal transduction
Molecular function (GO): guanyl-nucleotide exchange factor activity; protein binding
Source: RefSeq, a predicted model, not a curated record
GUUGUAGUGAUGAAGUAAUGAACUUCACCAUCAAUGGACAAGAUCGCAAAAGGGAUACCAAAUUUGGUAAACCACCAAUUAACCAUCAUUCAUCAACAUCUUCAUUAGUUAAUAAAUGUAAAAUUAAUCUGGUUAGAGGUGAAAAAGCUAAUACCAAAGAUGAGUCAAAUGUACCUCGACCAGUUUUACAUCCAGUUCAAAUUGAUUGUAAGCACAAUAAAGAGUUAUCACAACAGCAGCUAUUAACAAAAUCUAAUCAACACAAUGAUCAACAUCAUCAACAACGAGAUACAGUUUAUGUGAAACCUCGACGUCGAGAUAUUUCAAAAGCCAAGCGCGAUUUGAAACAGUUAAGUGAAUCUUCAAAUGCCAAUAAUGGAUUAAAUACAACUGAUCAAGCCGAGUUAGAACGAAUCAGGCUUUUAUUAUCAAAUCUUGAUAGUACUAAAUAUCGAACACGAUCAGGUAGUAGAUCUCGAGCUUCAUCUGUAAGUGAUUCAAAUCGAUCCAGUUUAAAUACAAAUCCGCCAUCAACAACACCUUCAACUGUAUCCAGCCAGACAAAUCACAAAUUGAAAACAGUGCGACAGUUGAGUGAUUUAACCAACUCUGAUGUUAAUCCAGCAUUCCCACCAAUACCAUUGUUGACAAAUGUUGAGGUACAAUCAACCCCAUUUGGUACUAUCCGGAAAUUUCGUCGUUCAUUAUCAGCAGCUCCAUUAUUAAUAACCAAAGAAUCCACCAAAGUAUCAUCACCAUCUUUACCACCAACUGCGCCAUUGUUUCCUAGACGUUCAGGCCAUCCAAAAUUAAGGGAAUUAACGAACAGAAAUUUGUUUUCCAAAUCUUGUGAUGUUGAUAGUUACAACAGUAACCAUAAUGUUAGCUUGAAUAACACUGUUACAGCCCAUGAUAAUCAUAAUAAUCACAGCAAUAGCAAUAGUGUAAGAAGCAAUAGAUUUGGGUUUAACACUAAAACAGUUUCCGGAUUAGUUAAAAAGCAAAAAUUAACCGCUGGUUCAGUUAAUGAUAAUCAUGAUGAGGAGAAACAGAAGAGGAAAGAGAUAAAUGUAGAUGCUCUUGUUGUUGCUGCUGCUGCUCAAGAUGAUGACGAUGAUGACAAGUGUAUUGUUGAUGGAGUCAAGACGACAAUUCGAGCUAAAUCAGUGGAUAGAGUAGUUUUACUUAGAGAAAAUAAAAGGAAAGAUUCAAGGAAUAAAAAUAGUAUUGGGAGAGGUUCACUGAUGAUGAUGGCCUCUCCAUCAGCCUCUUCACCGACAUCUCGAUCUUCAUCGCCAUCCACAGUUAAUUUAGCCACAGUAUCAUCAUCAAUGGAAUCAAGUCAAGUUGAUGAACUUGCUAUUGACAAAUGUUCUUCUAAGCUCGAUUCAACGUUGAUUCGUUCAUUAUCAAUUUCAUCUUCCAACACUAAACAAAGUGACAAUCAAGUAAAAUCAAAAAUGGAUCUUAGAAGAAGUACAUCAUUGAUAAUUAUGCCAAAUCGAUUGGAUCCAGUUGUUGAAGAGGAAACAACAUCUAAUGAUGGAAAUAACAAUGUCAAUGAUAAUACUGAUACACAGCAUGGUGGAAUCGCCAAGUUGCAACCUCCAGCGAAAAAAGACCCAUCCAAAGAAAAUCAAUGUUCAACUUUACCUAGACGAAAUUGUCAUCAAACAAGUGAUUCAAUAAAAUAUAAUCAGCUGAAAGAUCGCUUAAAACCUUCUUGGAUUAAAGGUAAAAGUGAUAAAAUGAAAGACCAACAAGUAAAGCCAAUUACAUCUAUACCACCACCACCGCCUCCACCGCCACCACCACCUCCACUACCACCAUCAACAGUGCCAGCUUCAAUGCAACGACAAUUAGAUUUUAAUUGCGAUGACGGAACAACACCGUCUGACAGUGAAUCGCUAUCAACAGCAUCAGAAACUUUGCCUAGUUUAGGUAGUUGUCUCAACCUUGGUGAACCCAGUGGAUCUGGUUCAGUUGCGUACCGUCGUGCCCCUAAACUAUCCUGUACUAGUCCAUUUCGUCAGAAUCAAUCCAUUGAUCUAGGAGAGUUAAGGUCACAUCGAUUGUCUCAUUCUUCAUUAGAUGAAUUACCACCGCCAUACUCUUCUUCAUCCUCAUUAACACCUAAAGUUGAUACAGAGGAGAGAGAAGGCCUAGAGGCAGAUAACUUAUUGGAAUACAAUGACAACAAUAAUAAUAACAGUAAUAACAGCAAUGUGGAUGAGGGUGCUAAUUGUCAGUUGAAAGGUAAAACUGGAGAUAAUUCGUGUCAUGUUAAUGACUCACGAAUAACCAUUUUACCAGAGAAAAGGUUUCGACGUAAAGGUCAUAUUUUAAUGGGUGAUCAACAUCCAAUGUCGGUUCAAAAUGUAAUUACUAGAGAGCAAAAGGGAACCCAGGCAAUUACAGGUCAAACUUUUUCACCUUCGCGUAAAUCAUCUUUGCCCGAGGGAAGGGUCUCUUGUUCUAGCGAGUCUCUUUUAGAAAGUGAAGAAAUAGAAGAUCAAAGACCCCAGCAAAUAGAUUACAGUGAAGAUGAUGAUGGGUCAGCCUUGAAGGACCAAAAGACUGAAGCCCAGCGGUCUUCAAGUGACCAGGAACAACAAGGUGAACAGAAAAGUGAACAACAUCGUGAUCGUGAUUACAGACCAAGUGUUCAUAGGAGAACAGUUUCUGCCGUAUUACCUUUGGGACAAAUUGAUGAUGAUAAUGAUUCGUCUGAUAGAGAGUUAAUUAAAAGAAAUGCCAGUGGAGGCGGAUCAGAUUCAAUUAAAGAUGAAGGUUCAUCAAUUAAUUAUUUAUCCUCUAACCAAAGUCCAAUUCGUGAAAAAUAUCGGAAUAUUGAAAGACACCAUUCAGACACAACCGGUCGGCUAGGAAGUGAAUCAGUUAAUAUUGUUGAUUUAAUUAGAUCAGCCAAAGCAUCGGUUGGUUCAACUGAUUUUAAAGAGGAUUCAUCAAGUAAACUUGAUGAUAAUUUAAUGUCAACAUCAGCAACAGCAUCAACAGUAGGUGGAAGCUCAUCUGAUAUCAAUUCACGUCGAUUAUCAUCAUCAACCAAGAGGGCAAGUUCAUCAACAUCCCAAUUAAAUGUAUCCUCAUCAAUUGGAUCUCUUGCUGGUGGUAGCGGCAGUAGCGGAGCGGGUCAAUAUUCAAAUUCAUCUCUUGAUUAUUCCGAAAGUUCAACGUUAACUUAUCCUGGAGGUCUUUUAAUGGGUUCAAGAGGUUCUCCUUUGGGUCAAACUUUGGGUGGUAGUUCAGUUGGUCCUCCAAGCACUCCAAGUACUCCAAGUGUCUCUGGUUCAUCGUCUUUAACGAGACCUCGAUAUACCAAAAAACCUUUGCGAGGACCUUAUGGUGAAAUGUUGGAAAAAGAGAUUAGAAAAUCUUCAAUGUCAGAGAAGCAAAGAUCAUUGUAUGCUGAUUUGGCCUUUCUUAAUGAUCUACUCGAGGCCAAUAAACGACGAUCAAAAGAUUCAACAAGUGAUUUUGGUGGGUCAAACUUUAAAGGUUCAGAUUCUGAGAUAUCAUCUGAACGAAAAAGUGGACUUUCUAAUUGUUCAUCACUUGAUGAUUCGACCAAACGAACCUCGGAUAUCAUGGUAUCCGAGAUAAGUGAUUUUGAAACCAAUCCAAGUCCAGGUCGAGUGUCAACUCCAUCAAUUGAUGUAUCCGAUUCACCUCAUCAUCAUAUCUCAACACAAUCAGCUCAUUCACAAAACAAUUUAACCACACCGCAGUCACAGUUAAAACCCAAACAACAGCAACAUCAACCCCAUACUCAUCAAAAACCUUCACGAAAACAGGCAAUCUCAUCUUCACCCUCUAUCGCGACAGGUGACACUAGUUCAGUUAAAUACCGUGAUCCACUGAUGAGCCAAUUACCAGAAGCAGAAGAAGAAUCUCUGCUCAAUCAGAUUUCAAGUGAACCAGAAUCAACAGGACGAUGGAAUAAAUCCAAUCAUAAAAGCUCCUCUGACCCUUUUAGGCGAAGCAUCUUCGCCAAAAGGCACACCGAUACUCGGACUCAUGUUGUUGGUGAACUUUACGAUACCGAGAAAUCAUAUGUUGAAUCGCUUCAAAUCCUUGUCAAUAAAUAUAUGAAACCAUUAAAGUCAGCUGAAUGCUCCAAUUUAGUUGAUAGUACUCAGGUUGAUCACAUAUUUUAUCAAAUUCCUGAAAUAUUGAAGCACCAUGAAGCUUUCCUGGAAUCAUUGAAACAACGUUUAACCAGUUGGGACUCAAAACAAAAGGUUGGCGAUGUUUUUGUUGAAGCUUUUACCAAACAGCCCAUUAUUGAUACUUAUACAGCAUUCAUCAACAAUUGGAAAAUAGCCAAAGAUACAAUUAAAACUGCAAUCCAAGCCAAACAAGCAUUUGCUCGCUAUUUAGAGAAUAUGUCUCGUGAACACAAAGGUAAACUCACCUUGGAUGCCAUUUUAAUUAUGCCUGUUCAACGUAUUCCUCGAUAUGAGCUUCUAAUCAAGGAAUUGAUUAAACACACUAAUGUUGAUCAUCCUGAUCAUCAACUUCUUCUGAGGGCUCAGAAAGAAGUUCAUGAACUUGCUCUUAAAAUUAAUCGAAUGGAACGAGAAGCAUUUGAACAAGAACAAAUGGCUCAAAAAAUUAAGGAUAUUGAACAUUUCAUCGAAGGUGGUGUUGAUUUAUCUUCACCUGAUCGAACCUUUAUUCGGUACGAUUUUGUAACCAUACCUGGAGCCCUUGGAACCAAAAAGGAAAGAUGUCUCUUCCUCUUCUCUGAUCUUCUUGUAAUAACCAGCAUCAAGAAAAAAAGCAGUGCCACUCGUAAAUUUUCAACCUCAUCCAGUGGUACCUCACCCUUGUCCACUUUGGAGGGAAACAAGUAUAAAUAUUUAACUCGAUUCCCUUUAGAGUCUGUUGAUACUGCUAAAGGUGGUGAUGGAAAUUUACGGAAAACAAUCAAAGAGAUCGACAGUUUGAGAGAAGAUGCUGGAAUCUUGAAUCAAAUCAACGAACUUAUGAAUAACCUAAACUCUGGACAUCAGGCUAUGGAGGAAGCUGUGAGAGCAUUACAUAGCGAAGUGAACAGACAAUUGGUCGAAAAACAAACAAACGAUUCUCAGCUAUUAUCUAUUGAACUUCAAGUGACCAGUCCUGAAGUUGUUGAAAACCUUGUAAUCAUAUUUCCUAGCACCGAGAAACGGGCUGCAUGGGAAGAAUCCUUUGAAGCAGCCAAGACCAAGUUUGCAAUAACAAAUAAUCAAAAGCCUCCACCAGAAUUUUUGUGUAGCAUUCCAAUCCGGAAAACCCGAGCUGGACUACAAUUUACUUGUGCAUCUCCAACCUUGUAUCGUAAUCAAUACAAUUUAAAAGACGUUUGGAUCUGUAACUCUGAUGGUUUUGUUGGUCAAGUUUGUGUACUUACCUUGCAUCCAACUCCAACGGUUGCCUCUUGUAAUGGAGUCUGUAAUGGACAAAUACUUUGUCUUGCUUCAAUUCCAGCAGCAACAAUAAACAAUAAUUGCUAUCCAGUUUCUCUUCGUCGAUCAUAUGUUUCAGAAGAACCAUUAUUCAGUGAAACCAGUGGUCUAGAAGGCACAGAAACCGAAGCGAACACCAAUUGCUCCAUAUUGACAUCAACCUGUUCAACACCAUCUUUGUCCAAUUUAUCCUCGGCUUCCAUCCAAAGCUCACCUCCAGCCUCAUCAAAUUCAUUUCUAGUCAUAUCUGCUCGGCCCGAAUCAAUGGGAGCCUCAACAUCACCUUCACGUUCAUUAACACCAACCCCGUCAACCAAAAGUAAACAGUCAACAAGUGUUCAUAAUUCACCUAAUCCUCAUACCCAUCAUCACCACCACCACCAUCAUCACCAUCAUCUUCACCAACAACCAACUGGUCACUCUUCUUCAAGUCAAUUUCAACUGGAUUCCGAGUCUUCAGAUGAGGAAAGUGAAUCAUCGCUAAUAGAGGAAACUGAUCUCAUGCGUCUCACCUCUGAAACAUCACAUUCACCCGUGGAUUCGUGUCAUUCAAUUGAUUCCGAAGCAAAUCAGCCCACAAUGUGGUUUGGAACUAGAGACGGAAAUAUUUACAUUUAUAACUGCAACGAUAAUAUAAGGAUAAGAAAAAAUAAGCUGAAAAUUCAAUUACAAGCUGCUGUUCAUUGCAUUAUAUACAUGGAAAAAAACGUUUAUUCAGGUUUAUCUAACGGCCAGAUUGUUGUCUUCCAACCAGACUCAAAUGGUACUUGGUCAACAGCGGAUUAUAAGCUAUUUACCAUAGACAGCGGUCCCAUUUAUAAGCUUUUACAGGUUGCUGGUAAACUUUGGUGCUCGGCUGCUAAUCAAAUCAAAGUCAUCGCGACUUCGACCAUGGAAGUCGAGAAAUCAUUCCAAGUCAACAGCGAUCCGGAAAAGAUUGUUCUGAACAUGGUAAACUCUGGAUUAGGAGUUUGGAUUUCAUCUCAAGGAUCAUCCAUCAUCAAACUGUACCAUGGAACCAGUUAUGAAUGUCUUCUUGAAGUUGAUGUUGCCCCGGCAGUCACGAAAAUGUUAGCAACUUGUGAUGAAAUUAUUAGGCAACAUAAAGCGGCUUGUCUUCGGGUUACUGCUAUGUUGGCUUGUAAGGAUUUACUCUGGAUUGGAACCAGUGCGGGGAUCAUCAUGACACUUCCAUUACCUCACAUAACUCCAUCGACAACUUCAAUUGAUCAUUGCCCAAAUAUUUCAGGUAUACCUCAUGGACAUACUGGUCAUGUACGUUUCUUGACAACCGUCGACGUUCCAUCAAGUCAAUUAUCAUCACCAUCAUCAGCUUCCAGUCCCCAUAAUCAUCAUUAUGACUUAUUUCAUUCCAAAUCUUAUUCUCACUCAAAAAGAUCCUCAAGUCAGCCGAACCCAAAUCCAUCUUCUAAAGCUUCUAAGAUCCUUGUAAUUUCUGGAGGUGAUGGUUACGAAGAUUUCUCAAACUUUGGACACAAUGAUUCGGUGGGGCGCGAUGACAGUACCAAUCAUUUGUUACUUUGGCAUGUGUAAUUAAAGGAAAAUGUGGUAACAAUCUGAAUGAUUCAUGAAGAUAUUUUAUUGCAGUGCAUUUGAUUUCGAUAACAAUUUCUAUUUAACAAAAUUUAGAUUAGACAUUUAAUUUGCUCAAGCUCCAGCUUGUGCGCUGCAUUGUGAUAAUUAUUUAUAUAUAUAAAUAUAUGAUCAAAUGAUUUAAUUAAUUGAAAAUUUGAAAAAAAAUUAAUGUAAUCCUUAAUAAACCGAUUUUAUCGAUUGAAAAAAAAUCACAAUGAUGGUGAAAGGGGAUAUGUUGGUGUAAAGGAAAGAUGGGACUUGGUUUCGUACGUAAGCUCAUCUGAAUCACUAGUUCCUAGCAUUGGAUUGUAUUCCUGAGAUGAUGGUAAAUCUGGAAACAGUGAGACAGUUAUGAAAGAAUCGUUUCCAUCCAUAAUUUGCUUUUGUGACAGCGGAAUAUUGAUCACAAAAGAAUCAUCAGAGAACAUUCGCUCCUUUUCUUGGCUAUUGUAAUCCAUUCUUGCGACCGUUCCAGUCUUUUCUUGGCUUUCAUUUUCUUUAUUAUUCUCGUCUUUAUCUUCAUUUUCUUUAUUGUUCUCGUCUUUAUCAUCAUUUACUUCGUUAGUUAGGCUUCGCAUUGAAUAGUCCUUUAUUUGAUUACUGCCUUCAAUAGCAUCCAUCCUUGCUAUAAUUGUUUCAACUUCUUUAGUAGAAUCUUCAAUUUCUUGAUCAGAAAAAAGUUCAUAGCACGAUUCAUCACCCAUAAAUGACAAUAAAUAGUCUUUUUUUGAA